AUGGGAGAUGCAACUGUAAAACGAAUCCGAGACGAUCCAUCUGUCACUAGUGUCAACGCUGUGGGGUAUAUCGGCAAAAACGAGUCGCUGAUGGAGGUGUUCAGCCCUACUCAUGAAUACAUGGUCAUUAUGGAUCCACGGUCCAAAAUGGACGUCUGGACACAUGCUCAAAAUGUCACCAAACGAUGGAUCACCAAACACCAGGUCAAGGAUGGCAAACUAUUUGAAGGUGCUACCAGCUUCUACGAUGACGCCCUUAAGGUGUACUCAGGCUAUUUCGACCCCGAGACCAUUGAACGGAUCAAAAAUGAUGAGAAUGUGAGCGAGUCUAAACACAAAACGGCUCAAUACAAUUUGCUGACUCACUCUACUAUAGGUUGA
Molecule: messenger RNA, 381 nt
Organism: Clonostachys solani
Lineage: Eukaryota; Fungi; Ascomycota; Sordariomycetes; Hypocreales; Bionectriaceae
Source: the annotation of a GenBank genome assembly